Miniopterus natalensis is the source of this 2091-nucleotide messenger RNA. RefSeq names its product transglutaminase 2 (gene TGM2). Gene Ontology annotation, biological process: peptide cross-linking. Gene Ontology annotation, molecular function: protein-glutamine gamma-glutamyltransferase activity. The record is from RefSeq and is a predicted model, not a curated record. NCBI's taxonomy places the organism in Eukaryota, Metazoa, Chordata, Mammalia, Chiroptera, Miniopteridae. Gene Ontology annotation, cellular component: mitochondrion.
AUGCCCCCCAGGCUCAUGCCCCUUACUGUCUCCGUAGAUCUGGUUCUGGAGAAAUGGGACCUGGAGCUGGAGGCCAAUGGCCGGGACCACCACACGGCAGACCUGUGCAGGGAGAGGCUGGUGGUGCGGCGGGGCCAGCCCUUUCGGCUAACUCUGCACUUUCAGGGCAGAAGCUACGAGGCCAGUGUGGACCACCUCACCUUCAAUGUCUCGACUGGCCCAGCCCCCAGCGAGGAGGCGGGGACCAAGGCCCGCUUCCCGCUGUCGGACGCCGUGGAGGAGGGGGCCUGGACGGCCUCCGUGGUAGACCAGCAGGGCAGCGAGCUCUCGCUGCAGCUCAGCGCCCCGCCUCACGCCCCCAUCGGCCUAUACCAGCUCAGCCUGGAGGCCUCCACGGGCUACCAGGGCUCCAGCUUCAUGCUGGGCCACUUCACCCUGCUCUUCAACGCCUGGUGCCCAGCGGAUGCUGUGUACCUGGACUCAGAGGAGCAGCGGCAGGAGUACGUUCUCACCCAGCAGGGCUUCAUCUACCAGGGUUCGGCCAAGUUCAUCAAGAGUAUCCCUUGGAACUUUGGGCAGUUUGAAGACGAGAUCCUGGACAUCUGCCUGAUGCUCCUGGACGUCAACCCCAAGUUCCUGAAGAACAGUGGCCGUGACUGCUCCCGCCGCAGCAGCCCCGUCUAUGUGGGCCGGGUGGUGAGUGCCAUGGUCAACUGCAAUGACGACCAGGGUGUGUUGCUGGGACGCUGGGACAACAACUACGUGGACGGCAUCAGCCCCAUGUUCUGGAUCGGCAGUGUGGACAUCCUGCGGCGCUGGAAGAACUACAGCUUCCAGAAGGUCAAGUAUGGCCAGUGCUGGGUCUUUGCUGCUGUGGCUUGCACAGUGCUGCGGUGCCUGGGCAUCCCCACCAGAGUUGUGACCAACUAUAACUCGGCCCACGACCAGAACAGCAACCUGCUCAUCGAGUACUUCCGCAACGAGUUUGGGGAGUACGAGGGUGACAAGAGUGAGAUGAUCUGGAACUUCCACUGCUGGGUGGAGUCGUGGAUGACCAGGCCAGACCUGAAGCCAGGGUACGAAGGGUGGCAGGCCCUCGACCCCACGCCCCAGGAGAAAAGUGAAGGGACAUACUGCUGUGGCCCGGUUCCAGUUCGUGCCAUCAAGGAGGGCGACCUGAGCACCAAGUACGACGCCCCUUUCGUCUUUGCCGAGGUCAACGCGGACGUGGUGGACUGGAUCCGGCAGGGGGAUGGAUCCAUGCACAAGUCCAUCAACAAUUCUCUGGUCGUGGGACUGAAGAUCAGCACUAAGAGUGUGGGCCGUGACGAGCGGGAGGACAUCACCCACACCUAUAAGUACCCCGAGGGGUCCCCAGAGGAGAGGGAAGCCUUCAGGAGGGCCAACCACCUGAACAGGCAGGUUGACAAAGAGGAGACGGGGCUGGCCAUGCGGAUCCGUGUGGCCCAGAGCAUGAAAAUGGGCAGCGACUUUGAUGUCUUUGCCCAUAUCACCAACAACACCACCGAGGACCAUGCCUGCCGCCUCCUGCUCUGCGCCCGCAUUGUCAGCCACAACGGGAUGCUAGGGCCCAUGUGUGGCACCAAGGAACUGCUCGAUCUUUCCCUGGAGCCCUCUUCCGAGAAGAGCAUUGCCCUUCCAAUCCUCUAUGAGAAGUACUGUGACUACCUGACAGAGUCGAACCUUAUCAAGGUACGGGGCCUCCUCAUCGAGCCAGCGGCCGACAUCUACAUGCUGGCUGAAAGGGACAUCUAUCUGGAGAAUCCAGAAAUCAAGAUCCGGAUCCUGGGAGAGCCCAAGCAGAACCGCAAGCUGGUGGCUGAGGUGUCCCUGCAGAACCCACUCACCGUGCCCCUGGAAGGCUGCACCAUCACUGUGGAGGGGGCUGGCCUGACUGACAAACAGAAGACGGUGGACAUCCCGGACCCCGUGGAGCCGGGGAAGGAAGUCAAGGUCAGAGUGGACCUGCUGCCUGUCCACGUGGGCCGCCACAAGCUGGUGGUCAACUUUGAGAGCAAUAAGCUAAAGGCCGUGAAGGGCUACCGGAACGUCAUCAUUGGCCCCCCCUAA